UCUGUGUGUGUGGCGGGACGUCGCUGGGUCCCAUGAAGGUGUUUGAGAGCGGUGGGUGCUGGCUGACCCUCAACACGGCCUCAAACAGACAGUCAGCCGCAUACAUGGAGAAAAGACGCUGCAGUCCUUUCCCCGUAUGCUGGGCCGCAGAAUAUGACAGACACCUAGCGCACAGUAAAGGCAUGGCGACAGCAUACCUGGAGCCCAACCACACCCUGGGCGCCGGGGCCAAGGCCCGUCUCAGCGCGGGAACAGAGCGGGUCCCCGGGGCCCCGGACAGAGUCCUGAAGGUCUUCCAUCACUUUGAGAACAACAGCGAGCACAGCACCUGUUCCAGCAACAUCCGGCAUGGAGACGCCACCGACGUCAGGGGAAUCAUUCAGAAGAUCGUGGACAUUCAUAAGGUCAAACACGUGGCUUGUUUCGGGCUGCGUCUCACUCAUGUGCCGUCGGGCGACAUCCACUGGCUCCACCCAGAUAUGGGCGUGUCCCAUGUGAGGGAGAAAUACGAGCAGAACCGCCCACAGGACGAAUGGAGGUAAAUCAUUCACACACGGGAUCAGAUUUCCUGCCCAAGACUUGCGCUCAAUCAGUUCGCUGAAGACAAACCCACUCUCAACUAUUUUUAUCAGCAGGUUAGUGAAGGUGCCCCCGUCAGUACGGCGGAUCUGUGGAGCAAGGAUUUCGCGCUGAAGCUGGGGUGUCUUGAGAUCAGGAGAUUCUACAGAGAGAUGAGAGGAAACGCUCUGGAUAAAAAAUCCAACUAUGAGCUGCUCGAAAAGGACGUUGGACUUAGACGGUUCUUCCCCAAAAGUCUGUUGGAAUCGGUUAAGGUGAGAGGAUUGCCAAAAAAGAUCCAGCAAACCUUUAAGCAGUUCGCAAACCUGAACGACGAGCAGAGCAUACAGAAGUUCUUUGAGAUCCUGGCGCCCGUCUCCAGAUUCGACCAAGAGUGCUUUCGCUGUGCUCUGGGGUCGAGUUGGGUCAUAUCAGUGGAUCUCGCUAUCGGUCCAGAGGAGGGAAUCAGUUACCUGACAGACAAGGGCUCCACGCCGACACAUCUGGCCAACUUCACGCAGGUGCAGAGCAUCCAUUACUCCUGCGUGGAGGAGAAGGAGAGGAAGGGCGUCUUACAGCUGGACGUGGCAGGAGCCGCUGAGCCUCUCACGAUCAGCACGCCGUCCUUCGCCAUUGCUGAGAACAUGGCUGACCUCAUCGACGGAUACUGUCGCCUGCUCAACGCCGUCAGCCAGUCCUUCAUCGUCAGAGCACAGAAAGAGGGGGAAAGAGCUCUUCCAUCCAUUCCAAAACUGGCCAACAAUGAGAAGCGGCUGGAGGGGAUCCGGCCAGGAGUUCGUGCCAUCUCUGUUUCAGAAGAUCUAAGCGGAGAUGAAACAGAUGACUAUGCAGAGAUCAUAGAUGAGGAGGACACCUACACCAUGCCCUCUACCGAAUGCUUUGGAUUAUACGCAGCUCAGGACUAUGAGAUCCAGCGGGACAGAAUCGAGUUGGGACGGUGUAUCGGCGAGGGCCAGUUUGGUGACGUCCACCAAGGGGUUUACAUCAGUCCGGAGAAUCCUUCGUUAUCAGUGGCCAUCAAGACGUGUAAGAACUGCACCUCAGACAGCGUGCGCGAGAAGUUCCUGCAGGAAGCUCUGACAAUGCGGCAGUUCGACCAUCCGCACAUUGUGAAGUUGAUUGGAAUCAUCACUGAAAACCCCGUCUGGAUCAUCAUGGAGCUGUGCACGCUUGGAGAGCUGAGAUCGUUCUUGCAAAUAAGGAAGUACAACCUGGACCUGUCCACGCUGAUUCUGUUCGCGCAUCAGCUGAGCGCAGCGCUGGCGUACCUGGAGAGCAAACGCUUCGUGCACAGGGACAUUGCUGCCAGGAACGUGUUGGUGUCUUCCACAGACUGUGUGAAACUUGGUGACUUCGGUCUCUCCAGAUACAUGGAGGACAGCUCCUAUUAUAAAGCUUCUAAAGGGAAACUGCCGAUCAAAUGGAUGGCUCCUGAAUCCAUAAACUUCCGUCGGUUUACCUCGGCCAGCGACGUCUGGAUGUUCGGUGUGUGUAUGUGGGAAAUCCUCAUGUUCGGCAUCAAGCCCUUCCAGGGCGUGAAGAAUAACGACGUGAUCGGCCGGAUAGAGAACGGCGAGAGGUUAGCGAUGCCCCAGAACUGCCCUCCGACCCUCUACAAAAUGAUGACCAAACGACCCCAGCAAGACCCCCGCCGCCCGCGCUUCACCGAGCUCAAGACGCAGCUCAGCACUAUCCUGGACGAGGAGAAGGCCCAGCAGGAGGAGCGUUUCCGUAUGGAGAUGAGGAGACAGGUCACUGUGUCCUGGGACACUGGGAAUUCAGACGAGGCUCCACCGAAGCCCAGCAGACCUGGUUACCCGAGUCCUCGAUCCAGUGAAGGUUAUUUCCCUAGUCCUCAACACAAUCACUACCAGGGUUCUGGAUAUCCUGCAGCAGGAUUCCCGCCGCAGGCGUCUGUCCUCGACCCGCAUGAAGCAUGGAACCAUCACAGACAGGAGGUGCCUGUGUGGUCUCCAAACAUGGAGGAUGGGGGCGCUCUGGGGCGGAGUCAGGGGAUGCCCGCACACCUGAUGGAGGAGACGCUCAUCAAACAGCAGCAGCAGAUGGAGGAGGACCAGAGAUGGCUGGAGCAGGAAGAGAGCUUCCUGAAGCCGGAGUCGAGGAACUCGAGGGGCAGCAUCGACCGCGAGGACAGCGCUCUUCAGGCCCCGAUGGGGAAGCAGCACCUUUAUCAGCCCAGUGGGGUAAAGCAGCCAAUCGCUCCUCCAAAGAAGCCGCCGCGUCCCGGCGCUCCGAGUCACCUGACCAACCUGAACCCCGUGGACAGUUACAACGAGGGGGUCAAGCCCUGGAGGGUAAGACCUGUGGCGAUCAGUCCUCCUCCCACAGCAACACCUGGACACCGCUCCAGUGAUAACGGUGUAUGGAGAAGUGACGGGGCUGGGAAGGCCGUGAUCGAGAUGUCCAGCCGCAUCCAGCCUGCGCCGCCCGAGGAGUACGUCCCCAUGGUGAAGGAUGUUGGACAGGCGCUCAGGACUUUACUAGCGACGGUGGACGAGACCAUCCCAGUGUUACCGGCCAGCACUCACAGAGAGGUCAGACCUGCUCACACUGCUAUCAGGGACUAGUCUCUUUUUGUAAAUUAAGCUUCCUCCAAAAUAGCAUUUUUCCAUUUUGUUAGGGCCCAAAAUUAUUUUCAAC
This is a messenger RNA of Cyprinus carpio (common carp), 3240 nucleotides long. RefSeq names its product focal adhesion kinase 1-like. Gene Ontology annotation, cellular component: cytoskeleton; focal adhesion. The record is from RefSeq and is a predicted model, not a curated record. Gene Ontology annotation, molecular function: protein tyrosine kinase activity; ATP binding. The transcript has 34 exons. Gene Ontology annotation, biological process: signal complex assembly; protein phosphorylation. Lineage: Eukaryota; Metazoa; Chordata; Actinopteri; Cypriniformes; Cyprinidae.